Messenger RNA from Salvia splendens (bonfire salvia), 408 nucleotides. RefSeq names its product classical arabinogalactan protein 9. The record is from RefSeq and is a predicted model, not a curated record. The coding region runs from base 1 to 408 and encodes 135 amino acids. The transcript has a single exon. Lineage: Eukaryota; Viridiplantae; Streptophyta; Magnoliopsida; Lamiales; Lamiaceae.
AUGAAGUCUCCGGUGGCUUCUCCGCCUCGCAAAAUCAGUCCAAUUGCUUCACCGUCGCUGUCUCCGGCGGCAUCUCCUCCAACCGUUUCUCCGUCUGGCAGCGUGCCUGUUCCCAGCCCAUCUCAGGCGACUCCUCCUCCGGUUAGCAGCGCCGCUCCGGUGUCGCCGCCUCUGCCGUCGUCUACUCCGGCUAGCGCCCCUGAAGCGGCGGAUGUCCCUUCGGCUGCUGGAGUACCGUCGAGUUCUUCGCCUGAUGUGUUCCCCUCGAGUAGCACUCCGCCGCUCGGCUCGGCACCGGAUAGCGCUCACGGCCCAGUGGCUGAUGAUUCCUCCGCCGCGAAUUCUGCGUACGGCGGCGCCUCUGUUUUGGUUGCUGGGAUUGCUCUUUGGGCUGCCGUUGCGAUCUAA